Aspergillus oryzae RIB40 is the source of this 648-nucleotide messenger RNA. Its product is annotated as putative DnaJ chaperone (Caj1). The record is from RefSeq and is a predicted model, not a curated record. The transcript has a single exon. Lineage: Eukaryota; Fungi; Ascomycota; Eurotiomycetes; Eurotiales; Aspergillaceae. The coding region runs from base 1 to 648 and encodes 215 amino acids.
AUGCAUAUAAAAGGUGAUUAUCAGCAUCUGCUCAUACCUGAACGUUCCUCAUUGUGUGUGAUUGACCCUUCCAGAGAAUCCUUGAAAUCACAUCCUGACCGUGUACCUGCCGAUUCUCCUGAGCGGCCUACCCGAACGCGCAAAUUUCAGGAAAUCAAUGAUGCCUAUUAUACCCUGUCAGACGAGUCACGUCGGAGAGAGUACGACGCAACAAGGCCAGUGGAAGAAGAAACCGAGGAUGAAGUACCCCUAGGUGGCACCGGGGGAUUUUCAUGGUCUUCAUUUGGGUUUGGCACGAGCGACCGUGAACAACGUGCCUCUGAACAGUUUGGCUCGGUGUUUGAGGAGAUGCUACGCGAAGAGGGCCUCGCUAGUGAUGAUACUGACGCUGAUGGCCGUCGGCGGACCAGGCCUACAUCUCGCUUCUGGUCUAUUGUUGGUGGAAUAAGUGGUGGUGCACUCGGAUUCAUUGUCGCCAAUGCUGCCGGUGCUUUCGCUGGUGCCGUUGCAGGAAAUCGGCUCGGCGCUGUUCGUGAUGCGAAGGGCAAAAGUGUCUACGAGGUCUUCCUAGAUCUUCCACAAGGUGACCGUGCCAGGUUAUUAAGCGAAUUGGCAGCCAAAGUUUUCCAGUCCACAGUUGGACGAUAA